Molecule: messenger RNA, 509 nt
Organism: Gekko japonicus
Lineage: Eukaryota; Metazoa; Chordata; Lepidosauria; Squamata; Gekkonidae
Product: transcription initiation protein SPT3 homolog
Exons: 5
Biological process (GO): transcription by RNA polymerase II
Molecular function (GO): transcription coactivator activity; protein heterodimerization activity
Source: RefSeq, a predicted model, not a curated record
UGGAGUUAGCCCAAAUGUCAUCCGUUACCCCGUCAAGCAGCGGAAAGGGGGUCGGGAAAUCAACUAACUUCACUCCGGAACUGCAAAGCAUGAUGUUUUCCUUGGGGGAUGCUCGCAGGCCUCUCCAUGAUUCCGCAGUGCUGGUAGAAGACAUUGUCCACACUCAGCUGAUUAAUUUGUUGCAGCAAGCUUCUGAGGUCUCUCAGAUGAGAGGAGCCAGAGUCAUUUCUGCAGAGGAUAUUCUUUUCUUGAUGCGGAAAGAUAAGAAAAAGCUCAGAAGGCUACUCAAAUAUAUGUUUUUCCGAGACUACAAAUCUAAAAUCGUCAAAGGGAUUGAAGAGGAUGAUCUUCUGGAAGACAAACCUGGUGGCGGCGGCGGCGGCGGCAGCAGCAUCAACAAGCGCCAGAAGAUUGCUCAAGACUUCCUUAUCUCUAUCGAUCAGACCGGGGAACUCCUGUCCUUGUUUGAAGACGACGAGGUUGAUGACGUAAAACAAGCAAGAAUGGAG